Psammomys obesus (fat sand rat) is the source of this 1722-nucleotide messenger RNA. It is a transcript of the gene Rhbg, whose product is annotated as Rh family B glycoprotein. NCBI's taxonomy places the organism in Eukaryota, Metazoa, Chordata, Mammalia, Rodentia, Muridae. The record is from RefSeq and is a predicted model, not a curated record. Gene Ontology annotation, cellular component: plasma membrane. The coding region runs from base 53 to 1417 and encodes 454 amino acids. Gene Ontology annotation, molecular function: ammonium channel activity. Gene Ontology annotation, biological process: ammonium transmembrane transport; ammonium homeostasis. The transcript has 10 exons.
GUCGGCCAGGUCUGCAGAGCCCUGCCAGAGCCGGGACGGCACAAUCGCGCCCAUGGCCCGCGCUCCCCGCCGCCGGCGCCUGGUCCUGCCGCUGCUGUGCCUGCUCUUCCAGGGAGCCACCGCCCUCCUCUUUGCGGUGUUUGUCCGCUACAACCACGAAACCGACGCUGCCCUGUGGCACAGGGACAACCUCAGUAACGUGGACAACGAGUUUUACUUUCGCUACCCAAGCUUCCAGGAUGUGCACGUCAUGAUCUUCGUGGGUUUUGGCUUCCUCAUGGUCUUCCUGCAUCGGUACGGCUUCAGCAGCGUGGGCUUUACCUUCCUCGUGGCUACCUUCACCAUUCAGUGGGCCACACUGGUCCAAGGCUUCCUCCAUUCCUUCCAUGGUGGCCACAUCCACGUUGGCAUAGAAAGCCUGAUCAACGCUGACUUUUGUACCGGUGCUGUGCUCAUCUCUUUCGGGGCUGUUCUGGGCAAGACUGGGCCUGCCCAGCUGCUGCUAAUGGCCCUAUGGGAGGCAGUGCUGUUUAGUGUCAACGAGUUUAUACUGCUCAGUCUCCUGGGGGUGAGAGAUGCGGGAGGGUCCAUGACCAUUCACACAUUUGGGGCCUACUUUGGGCUGUUCCUGUCACGGGUCCUCUACAGAUCCCAGCUGGAGAAGAGCAGGCAACGCCAGAGCUCUGUCUACCACUCUGACCUCUUUGCCAUGAUUGGGACCAUCUUCCUGUGGGUUUUCUGGCCCAGCUUCAACUCUGCGCCCACAGCACUGGGGGACGGGCAGCAUCGGACAGCACUCAACACGUACUACUCGCUCACUGCAAGCACCCUCAGCACCUUCGCCUUGUCAGCCCUUGUCAGCGGGGAUGGACGCCUGGACAUGAUCCAUGUCCAAAAUGCAGCACUGGCUGGAGGUGUCGUGGUGGGGACAGCAAGCGAAAUGAUGCUGACACCCUUUGGAGCUCUGGCAGCUGGCUUCCUGGCUGGCACCGUCUCCACGCUGGGGUAUAAGUUCUUUACGCCUGUCCUUGAAUCCAGAUUCAAAGUGCAGGACACAUGUGGCGUCCACAACCUCCACGGAGUGCCAGGGCUCCUGGGGGCCAUCCUGGGGGUCCUGGUGGCGGCCCUGGCCACCCACGAAGCCUACGGGGAUGGCCUGCAGGAUGUAUUUCCACUCGUAGCCAACGGCCAGCGCAGCGCCACAUCCCAGGCUGUGUAUCAGCUCUUUGGAAUGUUUGUCACCCUGGUGUUCGCCUCAGUGGGUGGCAGCCUUGGAGUAGGGCUCCUGCUGAGGCUGCCAUUCCUGGACUCCCCUCCAGACUCCCAGUGCUUCGAGGACCAGAUUUACUGGGAGGUACCUGGAGAGCAAGAGCCUGAGGCCCAGGGGCCUCUGAGGGCUGAGGAGACAGAUACCUAGGCCUGAUUGCUGCCACCAUGACUCUGUCCUCAGAGGAGAUGACGACGGCGCUGCCAGGCAUGACACUGUCCUCAGAGCAGACAGUGGCUUCUGCCAAGAAAGCCUCCUCUGCCCUUGUUACUACUGUGCUAAGGAGUCUGGGGCCAGAAGGAACCUGCCGCCCUAGGCAGAUCCCUAUUAGCUUGCACCUGUGGCCAGAAAAGGCCAAAGCCAGCCCUGGGUGACAGCUGGCACACUGGCCCGUGUCACCCUGUUCCAGUGGCAUCUGAAGCGGCCCCCGGGUGAUAAACAACCCUGUCACCAAA